Messenger RNA from Lathyrus oleraceus (garden pea), 1543 nucleotides. RefSeq names its product protein EXPRESSION OF TERPENOIDS 1. Gene Ontology annotation, molecular function: DNA binding; DNA-binding transcription factor activity. Gene Ontology annotation, biological process: positive regulation of DNA-templated transcription. The transcript is spliced from 2 exons. The coding region runs from base 393 to 1295 and encodes 300 amino acids. The record is from RefSeq and is a predicted model, not a curated record. NCBI's taxonomy places the organism in Eukaryota, Viridiplantae, Streptophyta, Magnoliopsida, Fabales, Fabaceae. Gene Ontology annotation, cellular component: nucleus.
CGUUAGAUGGUCAACCCAUAAUUCUGAAGUAAACUGUAGAGAAUAGAUUUUCAUGUCCCCCACACGCACUCUCUUUCUCCAUCUUCACACACUCAAAAAAUCAUAUCAUAAUUAGACUCACACUCUCACUCUCUCUCUCUCUGAGUGCAAAACCACCAUAGCAAAAAAGAAAAAACCACUCUGAAAAUUCUGCACAGUACUUUUACUACAGUAACUACAAUCAUAAAACCAGGCUCAUACAGUAGAGUUGAUGGCUUCAGUUACCAUUGACGGCGUUGCAGACAAACUCAUUCCGUGCCAUAAUUUCUGCCUUCUUUUCGUCUACUACUAGUUUAUUUUGUUUUGUUCAACUAAGAUACAGUUUUUCUCGUCAAAAGCUGCAAAAACUAUGGAUGAUACUGCACCAAAUGUCUAGGUUAUUUUAUCUAGCUCAAAAACAAGAUAAUACUAGCAAUAUUAACCAAGAGAUCUAUAGCAAAGGGUUAGAGAUAUGGCCACAACCACAACCACAACAAGACUUGAACAACUACAGUGUGUUUGGAGUGGCUCAUAAACCCUGUUCGUUUGAUGAGUGUGGAAGAAGAUUCACGAUGAUGAGACGUAAUGGAGGAACAAAUUGUCAAGACUGUGGGAAUCAAGCAAAGAAAGACUGUACACAUCUUAGAUGUAGAACUUGUUGCAAGAGUCGAGGGUUUCAGUGUCAAACGCAUGUCAAGAGUACUUGGGUUCCAGCUUCUAAACGCCGUGAACGACAGCAACAUCUAUCUGUGUUGCAGCAUCAUCAACCGUUUCGUCGUCCAAAUCAUGGAGAGAGCUAUAAACGACAUGGAGACAAUCAAGAUGGUGCAGGUGCAGGUGCAGGUGCUCUUCCAUGUUCUCAACCAACUAUCCCUACCAUAGGGUUUGAGUUGGGACAGUUUCCAGCUGAAGUGAGUUCUGCAUCAGUAACGUUUCGGUGUGUGAGAGUGAGUUCAUUGGACGGUCCAGAUGAGCAGUGUGCGUAUCAAACGGCUGUGAACAUAGGAGGACAUGUUUUCAAAGGAGUUCUCUAUGAUCAAGGUCCUUCUUCUUCUUCUGCAAGUCUUUACACCAAUACUACUACUGCUACACCUAUUGAAGGUUUUUCCAGUGGAGGUCAUCAACCUCAUCAACAACUUGAUUUCUUAACAUCUGCAACCGCGACCACGACCGCGACGACAACCACUAGUAUCUUGUUUGAUCCUUCGCUUUACUCGGCUCCACUACAUGCUUUCAUGGCCGGUACACAAUUUUUUCAUCCACAACAUCCUAAUUAAUGAGGGCAACUCUACCUAUAUAUAAACUUGAAUCAUAUAUACCUGGAACCGUCUCUUGUUCACAAUUUCUCAAUUUUUGUUUGCUAAUUAAGACUUAGGGUUAGUGAUUCUGGUUCUUGUUAUCCUGAUCUUAUGUAUCCAGAAGAAAAUAUGUUAAGAAUUAAAAAAAUGAUUAUGAUUUAUGAGACUAAUGAUUCUGGUUCUGCAUGAAAAUGAAGAAGACAAAGACAAGUGUUUGCAGUGUUAAA